Theileria parva strain Muguga is the source of this 1605-nucleotide messenger RNA. Its product is annotated as putative integral membrane protein. The record is from RefSeq and is a predicted model, not a curated record. Lineage: Eukaryota; Apicomplexa; Aconoidasida; Piroplasmida; Theileriidae. The transcript is spliced from 2 exons. The coding region runs from base 1 to 1605 and encodes 534 amino acids.
AUGAGUGAUUCCGGUGGUGUGUCUAACGAUGUUGAAAUCGUACAAAGUAACAGAAGGUUACAUUUUACUAAUUCGAUAUGGUUUCUACUGGGAACAAUAACAACAUUUGGCAUAGUAAUGUCAGCAAUUGCUGCUAGGGUUUACUCGGGCGUGCUUGAAAUCCAACCCGAGCGGUCUACAGAAUUUGCGUCUAAUUCACUCACAAUUGCAUUACUAACCUCAAGUUCCGGUGUUUCAAUCGCGUUCUUGUUCUUUCCACUUAAUAUAUUACUGAUUUUCAUCUCCCUGACAGUGUCAUUUGCGACAGUUUACUGCACACUUCUGAACACACUACUGAAAAUUUUCAAGAGUAAAUUGUUCUUUCAUUUAGCCACUGAAAUCGGCUGCAUAUUCCUGGGCAUUAUAGAUUUAAUUGGAAUCACAUCUGUAAACGACAAAUUCAUACCCGGAAAUAAAGUUCACAAGAUGCUGUCAUAUCAAAUUGGCAGACCAAUUGGAUAUCUCCUAGUGCUAAUUAUUGUUAUUUUCAUGAAAAUCAAUUCGUUCAGAGGUAGAGAAACCCGUUUUCUACAAGAAUCUGAUGUCCUUAUGACAUAUCAGAUGAUGAUACUACUUUUACUCGGGAUACCAAUCCUAAUGGUAAUGUCAAACUACCACUUGAAAUCUAAUGAUAAGCAGCGAAAGUGGCGUUCAGCAAGCAGAUUUAACUCUUGGAAAACGUGGAUGAAGGGGCUACACAUGUACCAAUGCAUCUACGCAUACGCAAUUCUAUUAAUCAUCAUCGAAUCCUCCGAAGGAUUCUUCAAUUCCUCCAUACUAAUGUAUUUGACGGAUCAGUUUCCCUAUUUUAAGACUGAGUUGAAGACGUUGGUAAUAGUCGUUUUACACCAAGUUUUUGACUUGAUUGGCCGGUGUAUUCCAGCGAUACUGCAAGAAAUCAUGGGGAAAUACAAUUUAUUCCUGUUUCGGAUACGUUCAUAUGACGAGGAGAGUGGUCCUGGAAAGUCAUAUUUAGACUCAAAUUGUCACUUAGAAGAAGAAAAAAUUGACCUUAAAAGUACUCAAACUUAUACAAUUAGUAAAUGUGUUAUUACUGUUCUGGUUGGUGUUAGGGUUUUACUACUCCUUUGCAUAUUCUUCAAAAGACAUUUUGACUCUCAAUUCCCCAAUUUUAUGAACAGUUUCCCAGCCGUAAUACUGAUUACAAUGUAUAACUCUCUGGUAAGAGGAGCGGUAGUCUCCCUAGUUUACACGCAGUUGUGUUUGGUAGUGGAGAGAAAUGGUCCUGUAACACCUGAUGAGCAGGAGUUUAAAGCUGAAUCUACCAGCAAUUACUGCAGGAAGAUUGAACUUGUGGAUCCAGACUUGAUGAUAAGUUUAAUAAUUGCAGCUUUUAGAGUUCUUGAAACUGUGCCAUUUGUAUUCUGGACUUACAUCGGAUUCAAGUAUAACAGUGUGUUAAUGGACUGUGAGCUGUAUUACCAACGCCAUGAACACUGGCCUACCGACGCGCUGGAAUCGGACUUUGACAGGUUUAUCUGGUGGAUCACACUCAUAAUCAGUAAAAUCCUAAGAGAUAUCUGCAACCCAUUUGGACGCCUAUAA